UUUUUCUCAUUUCAGCUCAGACUCUGUUUUAUCGUUCCAUGAAUUUCAUGAGCAUGUUCAUCUUUUUACAUCAUCAACAUUAUCAUCAUUGACUCUCUUCUUCUUCUUCUUCUUCUCUAUUUGUAUCAUCAUCUCUUUACGAGAGGAAACAACAAAAUCUUUCAAGUGAAAAUUUUUCAUUUCUAUUUUGGAGUAAAAAAAUAUUCUCUCAGUUUUUUUUUCGUCACAAUUAACUUUUCACAAUUGAAUUUCUUUGACAAUUAACAGAAGGAGAAGAAGUAAAAAGAAACAACACUGUUAACAAUCAACAAAUCUACUUGAAUACAGUUAAUCAAUGAUGAUUAAUAUACAAUAAUGGUUAACAAUUGAUUCGUUAAUCAACAACCACUUACAAUUUGUGAUAAUAACAAAAUCUAUUUGAUAAUGUGAAUCUUUAAUUACAAACAAUUGGAUUAAAAGUAAUACAACAAAAAAGAAGAGUAAAAUUAUAAUCAUUAAUUGUGCAAAUCUACAAGUCUUAGUAAUUAAAAAUUUAAUUCAACUCGAAAUUAUAAUCAGUUAAUUGGCUUUUUUCCCCUCUUGUUGUCUUAAAUUGUUAAAUCCAAAGAGAAAUUGAUUUCUACUUUUAAUUGUUUGUGUUGAGGAAAAAGUGAUCAACGUUAUUCCUUUUGAUUGUUAACCAAUCUAAUUCUAAUUGUUACAUGACCAAUGAAGAAAAUUUAUAAUCAAAUAUUCAAAAAACAGAAAGACGAUGUUAAAGGAAACUCAUCAACUUCAUCCUCAUCAGGAUCAAAGGAUGAGUCAAGUUUAAUUAAAUCACCUGGUUCAUCUUCAUCUUCAUCUUUGGGAACAACGAGAAGAUUACUCAAUCUAACCACACCCUUACCAGAAACAUCAGCUGAUCGGUCAAACAGUUUCCUCACUUCCGCCCAUAAAUCAAAAUCUCUUGACCUUCCAAGUCCCGAGAUAUUAAUUGAUACCAAAGGUAAAUUUCCGGUCACUCCAGGUCCAACCAUCGGACUUUUAAGAGGUACAGUUGGAGAGAUAAUCUCUGAAGAUGAUGAUAAAUUGCCAAGUUUAUCUUCAGAGGGGAAAAGUUUUCAAGUGAUUAGUGAAAGUGUAAAUCCACUUGGAUUAAUAGUGAAAUUACCUGAGAUAAUUAGUGAUUCAAUUUCAAAUUCAAUUGAAAAAUUAACAAUUAACUCAACACAACAAGUGAUCGGUGAUUUUGAAAAUAUUGAUGAGGAUAAAUCACCUUCCCAAACCUCAGCAGCAUCUUCAUCAAAUUCACCACUUCCUUUAACAAUUAAUCAACAAUCAAAGCAAACUGAUCAACCUACAACCCCAUUAACACCACCACUACCCCAAUCAACAGCAGCAACAACAACAACAAUUGAAUCAUCAGCAACAAUUGAUAAUAACAACAAUAGUAAUAAUAAUGAAACCAGUGAUUCAAUUGUUUCACCAACACAAUUAGUUGAUGAUGAAGUUAAUAGUGAACGGGAAAAGGCUUUAAUUAAACGCAAUUACGCUUUACGGGAGCUGGUUGAAACUGAACGUGAUUACGUUAAAGAUUUGGGCUUAAUUGUUGAAGGUUAUAUUGAAGCAAUUAAAAGAGAUGAGCCAACGGUUCCUGAUGAUUUAAAAAAUGGCAAGGAUAAAAUUAUCUUUGGCAAUAUUGAAGCAAUUUAUGAAUGGCACCGAGAUUUUUUCCUCAAUGAACUGGCCAAAUGCUUAGAAGAACCCGGUCGAUUAGGACUAUUAUUUAAACGGUACGAGCGUCGUUUGAACAUGUACGUUGUGUACUGUCAGAACAAAUCAAAGUCCGAAUACAUUGUCUCUGAAUAUCUGGACACUUAUUUUGAGGAAGUUCGUAUAAAAUUAGGCCAUAAAUUACAAUUACCCGACCUAUUGAUUAAACCUGUCCAAAGGAUCAUGAAAUAUCAAUUGUUAUUAAAUGAUAUUCUCAAGCACACUGAAAAAGCCGCACUGACCAAUGAACUGGACAACCUUAGACGCGCAGUUCAUAUAAUGCACGUUGUCCCAAAAACGGCAAAUGAUAUGAUGAACGUUAGCCGAUUACAAGGUUUCGAUGGUAAAAUAACUGCCCAAGGUAAAUUAUUGCUCCAGGGGAUUUUAAACAUAGCCGAUACCAGGGAACCAAUUACUGCCUCUCUGGUGUCCAGUAUUAAAUUGAGAGAGAGACAAGUUUUCCUCUUUGAACAAAUCAUCAUUUUCAGUGAGAUUCUUGGUGCCAAGACUCAGUUCAGUCAACCAAGUUACAUUUACAAGGCUCAUUUACAGGUAAACAAAAUGUCUCUCACUGAGAAAUCACCUGAUGACGAUGAAUUCAAGUUCAUCCUGAAAUCUAAGGACCCACAACAAGAGGGUCUCGCCUUUGUGGUACAAGCAGAUGAUCCCGAUGAAAGAUCAGAGUGGGUUCGCAAUAUCCAGGCCAUUCUUGAGACUCAAUUGGAUUUUCUGAGAGCCCUUCAAUCACCUAUCGCUUAUCAGAAGGAAUUAACCAAAGAAGUUUCAGCACCAGAAUUGGGCUCUCUUUGGAAUCCAUCUUUACGUAAAACCUUUUCUCAUCCAGCAUCAGCACAUCGAAACCGUAAGGGAAGCCAAUUAAGCUCAAAAGAAGCCAUGUCAAGUACCGUUAUAGUUGAUUCACCAAAUUCAGGUUCAAAUUGGUCUUCGGGUUUGCUUGGUAAUCUUAAUGUAUCCAACCCUUCAUCACCUUUGCCCACCACCUCAUCUCUGUUAUUAUCAUCAUCAUCAUCAUCAUCUCAUGCUCCAUGUCCAAUUGUGUCUUCCAAGUCGCUGAAAAAUCCUAAAGGUAUGACCUUUAGUAAACGAAUGACCCGUGAUAAGAAACUUUCCUCCCCGGUCUUAGGUUUAUCAUCCCGAUUAUCAUCUAAAUCAUCAUCUAGUCAAGAUGAUGGUAGUCCAAAUAAUACCGGAAGUAGUAGUUGUAGUAUUUGGAAACGAUCUUCAGUCCCAUUGAUUUCCUCGAUUCCGCCAACACUGGUAUCCACUCAUUCAGCGUCCAUAUCAACCGAUUCAACCCUUAACCCGACAAUGGAAACACCAUCGACACCAACGUCAACAACUAAUCCAACAUUUGACUCAGUAACAAGUGAGUCAACACCUUCGACAGGUGAUCAACCCUCAUCGAUGACAACUCGAAGUAACAGUAAACGCCAUUUCCUUGAAAGUUUUCGUAAUCAAUUACGAUCUCGAAGUAGCACUUCCUCCUCAAGUCAACGAAGUAAAAGUAAAUCUCAUAACAGUGAUCACAACUCAAAAGGACAGUCCACCAGUUCCGGUACACCAACACCAACCUCAACACCGACAAGCAACCUGACCAUUAGUCUAAGUCUUGACGCUCCUUCACCUCCCACAACCAUUGAAACCUCGCGAUCACCAACAUCGUCAAAAAAGUUUUCUAACUCACAUUUACAUUCAAAUUACAUUAAUCAAAGUGACUCCGAGAUCGGGAUUAACCGACGAUGGUCCGAAUCAGAAACGCUUCGGGCCAACCGAUUUACUCGAAAAUUAUCACCUUUAGGAUUGAAAGUAAACAAAAGUGGAACCGGAAAUGAUAGUAAUACCAGCACAACCACCGCGAGCACAACAAAUGCCAAUAUUGUCGAAGAGGAAACCAAAUGAACAAUUAACUGAUUCUAUCAACUGAUUAGUAUUAUUAUUGGGAAACUUUUUUCCUCUUUCUGUUUUUUUUAAUCACCAAAACUUUCAAUCUUUGAACAAAUUGUUUGUUAAAUUGAUUCUUAAUUGUGAUUUGUCUUAAUUCCUGACUUUCUUUUGCUUUCUUUUGCUUAAAGAUUGACAACAACAAAACUUUCUCGUCUUAAUUAUUAUCAAACUAAUCAAAUUAAUCAUCAUGGUGAUGUUUUCAUAUUUUAAAUUCAAUUUUGUGCUGUUCAAUAUCUUGUGCCUCGAUAUAUAUAAAUAUAUAUGAAAAAAAUUGUAUAAAUAAUUAAUUUAACUCAUCUAAUUGUCCUGCUUUUAAUAUAAACAAUUAACUUGUAAUUCAUUGAGUUUUUUUCAAUGAUUUUCUCAUUUCAAAUAUUAAUUGAACUUUCUCUUUCCUGGUUCAACUUUUAAUUAUACUUAUUAUUGAUUGAUUGUUAAGCCAAAUUGUCCUCCUGUGACCUUACUAAUUAACUUGUAAUCUAAUUAAUUAAUUAAUCUUCUGGAGAACAUUUUUUCCCCCAUUUUGACAUCUUCCCUAAUCAAACCUUGUAAAUAUCAAGCUAAUUAUCAAUCAAAUGUAAUAUUAUACUGAUUAUGUUUCAAUUCUGAGAUUUUGUGUCAAAAAAUGAACAAAAAAAAGUAUAAACUUAUUAAUUCUUGCAUAA
Molecule: messenger RNA, 4382 nt
Organism: Panonychus citri (citrus red mite)
Lineage: Eukaryota; Metazoa; Arthropoda; Arachnida; Trombidiformes; Tetranychidae
Product: triple functional domain protein-like
Exons: 5
Coding region: 709-3672 (987 amino acids)
Biological process (GO): axon guidance; intracellular signal transduction
Cellular component (GO): cytoplasm
Molecular function (GO): guanyl-nucleotide exchange factor activity
Source: RefSeq, a predicted model, not a curated record